Callithrix jacchus (white-tufted-ear marmoset) is the source of this 5348-nucleotide messenger RNA. It is a transcript of the gene GYS2, whose product is annotated as glycogen synthase 2. The record is from RefSeq and is a predicted model, not a curated record. Gene Ontology annotation, biological process: glycogen biosynthetic process. Gene Ontology annotation, molecular function: alpha-1,4-glucan glucosyltransferase (UDP-glucose donor) activity. Gene Ontology annotation, cellular component: cytoplasm. NCBI's taxonomy places the organism in Eukaryota, Metazoa, Chordata, Mammalia, Primates, Cebidae.
GCCUAUCUCACGAGGUGCUUACCUAUGCCCUGAAUCAGAUAAUUUUUCUGUUGACAGCUCUGGAUGGCUUGGGCAGAUACUGAUAGGGUAGAUACUGUCCUCACAAUACCUACCCAGAAAGACGGGAAAGAGGAGGAAGAAUUCCUCCUUCCACCAGGAAUUCUCCGGGAAGCACGUAAGAUUUCACGCUACUAGUUUAUUCCCAAGAGAAGCUACCACAACCUGGUAAUUACCAGCUCUAACUUCUGUGUCUCUAAGUGCACCUCUCCUGGAAUUACAACUAAUUGAAACAGGGAUUCAAAGGAGUCUCAGAGGACUGUAAGCAGAAUGCUUCGAGGCCGAUCCCUGUCUGUGACAUCCCUGAGUGGGCUUCCCCGGUGGCAAAUUGAGGAACUUCCUGUGGAGGAGUUACUGCUCUUUGAAGUUGCUUGGGAAGUGACCAAUAAAGUUGGAGGCAUCUAUACUGUGAUUCAGACAAAGGCCAAAACAACAGCAGAUGAAUGGGGAGACAACUAUUUUCUGAUAGGUCCAUAUUUUGAGCAUAAUAUGAAGACUCAGGUGGAACAGUGUGAACCUGUAAAUGAUGCCGUCAGAAGAGCAGUGGAUGCAAUGAAUAAGCAUGGCUGCCAGGUGCAUUUUGGAAGAUGGCUGAUAGAAGGAAGUCCUUAUGUGGUACUUUUUGACAUAGGCUAUUCAGCUUGGAAUCUGGACAGGUGGAAGGGUGACCUCUGGGAAGCUUGCGGUGUUGGCAUUCCUUAUCAUGACCGAGAAGCCAACGAUAUGCUGAUAUUUGGAUCUUUAACUGCCUGGUUCUUGAAAGAGGUGACAGAUCAUGCAGAUGGCAAACAUGUCAUUGCCCAAUUCCAUGAAUGGCAGGCUGGAAUUGGACUGAUCCUUUCUCGAGCCAGAAAACUUCCUAUUGCCACAAUAUUUACAACCCACGCCACACUACUUGGGAGGUAUCUCUGUGCAGCAAAUAUUGAUUUCUACAACCAUCUCGAUAAGUUUAACAUAGACAAAGAGGCUGGGGAAAGACAGAUUUACCACCGGUACUGCAUGGAGCGAGCCUCCGUUCAUUGCGCUCACGUGUUCACCACCGUUUCUGAAAUAACAGCAAUAGAGGCCGAACAUAUGUUGAAGAGAAAGCCUGAUGUAGUUACUCCAAAUGGCUUGAAUGUUAAGAAAUUUUCAGCAGUGCAUGAGUUUCAAAAUCUACAUGCCAUGUACAAGGCCAGAAUCCAAGAUUUCGUUCGAGGUCAUUUCUAUGGUCACCUCGACUUUGAUCUUGAAAAGACUUUGUUCCUUUUCAUUGCUGGGAGGUAUGAGUUUUCAAACAAAGGAGCUGACAUCUUCCUAGAAUCCUUAUCCAGGCUAAAUUUCCUGCUGAGGAUGCACAAAAGUGAGGUCACAGUGGUGGUGUUUUUCAUUAUGCCUGCCAAGACAAAUAAUUUCAACGUGGAAACCCUGAAAGGACAAGCAGUGCGAAAACAGCUGUGGGACAUUGCACAUUCUGUGAAGGAAAAGUUUGGAAAAAAACUCUAUGAUGCAUUAUUAAGAGGAGAAAUUCCUGACAUGAACAAUAUUUUAGAUCGAGAUGAUAUAACAAUUAUGAAAAGGGCCAUCUUUUCAACUCAGCGACAGUCACUGCCCCCAGUGACCACGCACAACAUGAUUGAUGACUCCACCGACCCCAUCCUCAGCACCAUUAGACGGAUUGGACUUUUCAACAGUCGCACAGACAGAGUCAAGGUGAUUUUGCACCCAGAGUUUCUGUCCUCCACCAGCCCCUUACUACCCAUGGAUUAUGAAGAGUUUGUCAGAGGUUGUCACCUUGGAGUAUUUCCAUCAUACUAUGAACCCUGGGGUUAUACUCCAGCUGAAUGCACUGUGAUGGGGAUCCCCAGCGUGACCACGAAUCUCUCCGGGUUUGGCUGUUUCAUGCAGGAGCAUGUGGCUGAUCCUACUGCUUACGGUAUUUACAUCGUUGACAGGCGGUUCCGUUCUCCAGAUGAUUCUUGCAAUCAGCUGACUCAGUUUCUCUAUGGAUUUUGCAAACAGUCACGCCGCCAAAGGAUUAUCCAGAGGAACCGAACCGAGAGGCUCUCAGAUCUUCUGGAUUGGAGAUACUUAGGCAGAUAUUACCAGCAUGCCAGACACCUGACAUUAAGCAGAGCUUUUCCAGAUGAAUUCCAUGUGGAACUAACAUCACCACCAACGACAGAAGGAUUUAAAUAUCCCAGGCCUUCCUCAGUACCACCUUCUCCUUCAGGGUCUCAGGCCUCUAGUCCUCAGAGCAGUGAUGUGGAAGAUGAAGUGGAGGAUGAGAGAUACGAUGAGGAAGAGGAGGCUGAAAGGGAUCGGUUAAAUAUCAAGUCACCAUUUUCACUGAGCCACGUUCCUCGUGGAAAGAAAAAGCUGCAUGGUGAAUACAAGAACUGAAUUCUACAUGUGCCGAACAGAGCUAAUUUAGAAAAGCGAAGACUAAUUAUUUCAAAUAACGAAAAUGCCACAAAUUUCAUUUUCUCUUUCUAAGUAUUACAAUGGAAUUUAUUCUCUGCUCAAAAAGUGGAAGAAAUUGAGUGAAUGACAAUUUCAUAAUUUAAAAUAAGAUCCAAGUUAUUUUCCCCAACACUUGUUUCCCCCAUAAAGUUAGGCAUGAGGAGGAGCACUAAUUAAAACCAGAAAAUGGAAAAGUGUUUUUAAAAUGUUGAAUUUAAGUGGUAAGGAUUUUUCUCUUACUCUGUUUAGUUUUAAAUUAUCACCAUAAUCCUUUGCUUAGUAUUUAUGCAACUUCUCUAUCCCACCACACAAAUCUCCCAUUCCCCCCUGAAAACCCUGAUCUUACCCAUAAAUGUGCACUGCCUACAUAUUUUAAAUAGCUAGAUUUUUACUAAUUAUUUUUAUUUUUCACAUGCAUCAGAAACAUGGUUUAUAUGUAGUUUUACAGAGACAAAAUCCAUGAGUGAAUAGCUAUCCUAAGUCCAUACUUUGAUGCAUGUUAAUGCACAUUUAUGUCACUUUUGAAAUCUAGAAUUGAUCUUGUAAUUAAUGACAGAUAUUACCAUGUGCAUGGUACUGCCAUCUUACUGUAACAUUUUCCUAUUGUUUAACUUUGUUUUUAAAAAUUUGGUCAGUCUUCAUAGAUGAUAAGUUGUUAAAUCCAAGUAAAUAAAUACAUUAAUAUUUAAUAACUUUCAUUGAUAAUGCCUUGUUUUGAAAUUGUUUGACAUUCAAAUAGUAUGUGAGAAGCAGCUGUCAUGAAUAAUUCCUAGAGAAGCAAUCUUUUAAAAAAUAAUUAGAAAAAAAUAGACCAUCUAUUUAGUUGUAGUAAGAACAAUGUCUCUAACAUAUUCUGUGAUGUGCAGAGUCAUAGUUGAAUGAUUACUAAUUUAGCAGAUUUAUAGUUUAAGUGUAAUUAAAUCUAAAUUAGUACCAAAACUAAAAACAAAAAACACAUUAUUGGAUUGCUUUUUUUUCAUAAGUAGUUAUUCACUGUGAGUUCAAUUUAACUCACAGUGACUUCCUUCAUUGACGUAUCAAUUGGCCUCGUUCUGAAGGGGCUCUAAAAAAUUUUAGUCUUCUUAGUGCUGGAUUAUUGAUGGCAAAAAUGGAAUAGUGCACAAGGUGUCAGAUGAUUCAAGACCAUUGGAAAACUAAUCCAGCCCUUCUAUUGCUCCGUUAGCUAGAAAAAAGUAGAAGACUGUUGGAUACAAGCAGCAAAUCAGACCAAAAUGGAAGGUGGUUGGAAAUUUACUUUAUUUAGAUGUACAGAAAUAAGAGAAAUAGUGCAUCUAAAAUCUACCCUAUGACAAAUGCUUUUUGGAUACCAGUUAACCCAGCAUCUCCAGAACAGUUUGAAAUGCUCUGUACUGGAGAGUAGAAAAAAUUUGAGAUGGACUUAUAUUAUAGGCUCGUUCGCUGAAGUAUCAGAACGAUCUUGUGAUAAACGGGGAGUUCACUGUUACAAUAACCAUGAAAAUGUAUCCCUGGUAAAGUGGCAUAACGUGUGUAUUCAAAUGAUACUCUUGAUUGGUAACCGGUUGCUUGACAGCUAUUGAAAACAUGGCUACAUAGUAAAAUACCUCGAGAUGUAAGUGGUUUUUGUUCAAUGAAAGAAUAGUUCUAUGAUAAGAAGUGUGUACAAAUGAUAGUGCACAUGGAAUUUAGCUGACUUGCAAACACGUGGCUUUGACAGCGUGUGAAGGAGUCAACUUCUCUCCUGUACUCGUUCCCCUAUUCAGACAGCUGCUGCUAGGUGACGCCAUCCCUCCACUCUUUGUCAUUUCUUUGUCCUUUUCCCCAAGGAGAAGAAACUAUGAUUGUUAGCAGAUGGCUCUGUGUCUAGUACAGUGCCUUGUACAUAAUAGUUGCAUAAAUAAAUGGUCUUAUUGGGAGAUAUAGAGGUUCAAAAAACUGUUGCUUUUAAAGAAUGUAUGUAUUCACAAGUUGAGGGACAGGAACUAUAGAAAAGAAGUGUGUGGUGCCUGAUCAGCUGACAGAAAGACCCGUUUUAUGGAUUGUACCACCUGCUAUAGUUUGAAUGUUUGUGUGCCCCCCAAAUUCAUCUAUAGGUGCUUCUUGACUUAUAAUGGGGUUAUGUUUAGAUAAACCCAUUCAUAUUUUCUUUAUUUUGUUUUAUUUUUGAGACAGAUUAUUGCUCUGUUGCCCAGGAGGGAGUGCAGUGGUGUGAUCUCAACUCACUGCAACCUCAGCCUCCCAGGCUCAAGCAAUUCUCAUGCCUCAGCCUCCCGAGUAGCUGGGACCACAGGCAUGUGCCACUAUACCUGGCUAAUUUUUAUAUUUUCUUUUCAGUAGAGACAUGGUUUUGCCAUAUUGGCCAGGUUGGUCUUUAAACUUCUGGCCUCAAGUGAUCUGCCCACCUCAGCCUCCCAACUGGGAUUACAGGCAUGAGCCAGCAUGCCAGGCCAACCCACUGAUACUUUUAAUUUAUGAUGGGCCUAUCAGAAUAUAAAUCCAUGGUAAGUCAAGGAGUGUACUUAAUGUAUAUUGCUUUCAUACCAUCGUAAAGUUGAAAAAUCAUAAAUCAAACAAUCAAAAGUUGGCCCUGUCUGUAUUGAAAUCCUAAUCUCCAGUGUGAUGGUAUCCACAAAAGAGGCAGAGCCUUCGGGAAGCGAUUAGAUCAUGAGGGCAGAACUUUCAUGAAUAGGAUUACUGCUUUUAUAAAAGAGGCCCCAGAGAGCCGCCUUGCCCUUUCCACCAUGUGAGGGCAGCAAGAAAGUGCCAUCUAUGGAGAAUGGGCCUUCUGUCAGACACUGAUUCUGUUGACAUCUUGAUCUUGGACUUCUCCGGUUCCAGAAUUGUGUGAAAUAAAUGUCUGUUGUUUAUAA